Paramecium tetraurelia is the source of this 1098-nucleotide messenger RNA. RefSeq lists its product as uncharacterized. The transcript is spliced from 4 exons. The record is from RefSeq and is a predicted model, not a curated record. NCBI's taxonomy places the organism in Eukaryota, Ciliophora, Oligohymenophorea, Peniculida, Parameciidae.
AUGCUGAAGGAUACUAUUUUAUAUUACUUUCUAAUCCUGAAUUACAAGAAAAGUGCUAAGCGAAAACGUUGGAUUAGAUCUCUAAGUAUAUUCAAGAAGUUCCCAAAUAUAUUUAAGUACAUCAGGUUAUUACUAAAUUAGUUGUCAUCUGAAGAGCUUUAAAAUUAAAAACAGAGGGCAAUUGAAAAUUUAAUUGAAGAGUGUGAGAAUCAAUUAAGGAGAGACACUAAGGCCAAUCAUGAUUCUGUCAUUGAUUACGAAUAAGGGGGACUUCUUAUUUCAAAUUCAGGUAAUGUGUUUAAUUCAAACCAAAAUUUAUUACAAAGCUAAGCAAACUUCAAACAUGGAUUCAAUACAGAAAAAGAUUUCAGCAUCGAAACCUUGACCAAGGUUUUCAGAUGCUUUAUGAUGUAUGAUUAUAAUAGACAAUUCUUUUUCAUGUUCAUCAGAAGAGGGUUUCCUAUUGAUAAAACAUGGUCAACUGAAAGAAACAAAUUAGAAAAAGAAAUAAUGAAGAAACUCCUAGAUCCAGAUGAUCCUAAAGCAAAACCUUAGGAACCACCUUUAAGUUUCAAAUAUAAAGGGGAUUUUGGAGUUUAUUAAGCUAAAUAUGAUAAAGCAGCAAAAUGUUAUUUUAUACUACUAUCAAGAUUUGGUGUCAAAGAGGAUUACUAAAAAUCUCUUGUAGAUAAAAUAUAUGAUGAGAUCCAAAAAAUUAAAAACUAUAUUACACUUAAAUAUGAUUCUUUGGAACACAAAGUGAAGAGAAAUGUUGAAUAGAUGAUUAAUCAUUAUGAGGAGGAAAUCAUAUAAUAUAUGGAUUAGAAUUUGGUUGAUUAAAAGUUGUUUGAAAAGAAAUAUCAAAAAUUAUAAUAGAAUUCAGUUUAAAUUUAUUAAGAAGAAAAAAGAUCCCCUUUGGUGGAACAACAAAAUAAUGAUAUGAAGGAUGCCUUAAUUAUAUAAUAAUAGUACAUAUUAGAUGAAGAGGAUAUAAUACCUUAGAUGACUGAAUUAAAUGAAAAAAACGAUAAGCAACAGUUAUAUUACUCACACAAUAGCUUAACCAACAAUAAGAUGAAAAAAAUGAGGUCAUCAUGA